AUAUUAAGGUUCCUCAGAAAUUAUUCUGCAGGAUUUCAAAAUCUCAACAACUGAAUCAUGGAUAUUUUUUCAGUUCUGAAAGUUGUAUUAACCUUCAUAUGUUUGAUAGUACGAGAAUUUGCUUGCAAUGUCAAUGCCCAGAUGAUGGAUUGCCUAGAGUCUGAUAGAGAAGCUCUUGUUGACUUUAGAAAGGGUCUUAUUGAUCCUGGAAACCGGCUCUCAACAUGGCAAGGAACCAACUGCUGCCAAUGGCAGGGAAUAAUUUGUGAUGGCAGAACUGGAGCUGUUAUUACAGUGGAUCUCCACAACCCGCAUCCACCAAAUGUUGGUAAAGUGCUCCAAGACUCAAUUCCUUCUGAUUCUUCUGCCGGUGACAGGUAUGGAUUCUGGAACCUGAGUGGGAAGCUUAGACCUUCACUAACGGCACUCAAGUCCUUGAGACAUCUAGACUUGAGUUUCAACUCAUUUAUUGGUAUUCCCAUUCCCAGUUUUUUUGACUCUUGGGAGAACUUGCAGUAUCUAAACCUAUCAAAUGCUGGGUUUAGUGGUGUAAUUCCUCCAAAUUUGGGGAACCUCACAAGCUUGCAGUAUCUUGAUGUCACUGAUUAUGACUUACAUGUUUUAAGCGCUGAAAAUCUUGAUUGGGUGACUGGUCUUGUCUCACUGAAAUAUUUGGCAAUGAGUGGAGUUAACUUAUCAGUUGUAGGAUCAAACUGGGCUGGGCAAUUGAACAAGCUUCCCCAUUUAACUGAGUUACACUUAUAUUCUUGUCUCUUAUCUGGAUCCAUUGCAUCUCCUAUAUCUGUUAAUUUUACUUCACUUGCAGUAGUAGACCUCAGUUUUAACAGCUUCAACUCAAGGUUCCCCGCCUGGCUUGCGAACAUCAGUAGCCUGGUUUCCCUUGAUGUGAGCUUUAGCAGCUUGAAUGUUGGUAGAUUUCCACAUGCUUUUAGUGAAUUACCCAAUUUGCGGUUCCUGAAACUUGUGGAUACUUUCAACAAAGCACGUUGUUCUAAAAUAUUUACUGGAAGCUGGAAGAAGAUAGAAGUUCUUGAUUUGUCGUUCAAUCGUUUAUAUGGAAAACUCCCUGCCUCCCUUGGAAACAUGACAUCUCUUACUUAUCUCAGUCUUUAUUGGAAUGACAUCCAGGGAAGGAUUCCAAGUUCAAUUGGCAAACUUUGCAACCUGAAAUAUCUUUCCUUGAGGUUUAAUAACCUUAAAGGAAAGAUACCUGAAUUCCUUGGAGGUACAGUAAACUGCACUUCUGAAACUCCUUUCCCCAGCUUGGAGGUCUUAGUGCUGAGUUCAAACCAGUUGGUUGGUCAAUUGCCAAAUUGGCUUGGUAGCCUUAAAAAUCUGGCUGUUCUUGAUUUGGAGUACAACUCACUUCAAGGUCCAAUCCCUCCUUUAGGCAAUUUGAAAAAGCUAGUUGUACUCAAGCUUGCUGAAAAUGAACUAAAUGGUACCCUCCCUGAUAGUUUACAAUACCUUUCUGAGCUGUAUGAACUGGAUGUCUCAAACAAUCACUUCACAGGAAUAUUUUCUGAAGCACAUUUCUCAAAGCUAAGCAAAUUGAAAACCUUGUAUUUGUCUGGAAACUCUUUCAUUUUGAAUGUCACUUCCUUUUGGGUUCCUCCAUUUCAGCUGGAGUCUCUUUACAUUAGUUCUUGCUGUCUAAACUCUUCAUUUCCUGUUUGGCUUAAAUCUCAAAGCGACAUCAUUUAUCUACAUUUCUCAAAUGCCAGUGUUUCAGGAAUUGUGCCCGAUUGGUUUUGGGAUAUGUCUGCUAAUCUGAAGGACUUAAAUGCUUCUUUCAACCAAUUACAAGGUAGAUUACCAAAUCCAUUAAAAUUAUCUGCCGAUGUUUUGGAUUUGAGUUCGAACCUCUUUGAAGGGCACAUUCCUCUUCCUAGUGUCCCCAUAUCGGUUCUAGAUCUUUCAAACAAUCAACUUUCCGGUCCUAUCCCAAAUAGAUUAGGUGAAGUGUUAGCAACAACAAGGUUCUUUUCUCUUUCCGGGAAUCAACUGACCGGUGUGAUUCCAAUCUCUCUAGGAGAUAUGAUGUCAGCUCAAGUAAUUGAUCUUUCAAGAAACAAUUUAACAGGAAGCAUUCCAUCCAAUUUAGGAAAUUGUUCUUCUCUAAAGGUUCUAGAUCUUCAACACAACAACUUGUCCGGCGAGAUUCCAGGAUCUUUGAGUCAGCUAAAUAUGCUUCAAACACUUCACCUCAGCAACAACAAAUUCUCAGGUGAAAUACUAUCAUUUCUCCAUAAUUGGUCGAGUUUGGAAACUCUGGACCUUGGAUACAACAGGUUGACAGGAAAUAUCCCACCUUUGACCGGCAAUGUUCUCCCGAAUCUUAGAAUACUUAGCUUGAGGUCAAAUACCUUAUCUGGUGAAAUUCCCUCAGAGCUUUCAAAUUUAAGUUCGCUGCAAAUUCUGGACCUGGCAGAAAAUGCGUUGAAUGGCACUAUUCCAGCAAGCUUUAUCAAUCUUAAAGCAAUGGCACAAGUUCAGCGGGUAAAUCAUUACCUAUUUUUUGGAAUGAGCGCUAGGCAUUACUAUGAAGAAAGCUUCACUGCCAAUUUAAAAAACCAGUUUCAAACAUUUACCAAGACCCUGUCCAUUCUGACUAGCCUAGACCUUUCUGGAAACAAUUUAGAUGGAAAGAUUCCCGAGGGACUGAUGAAACUUGCAGGUCUAAUGGUUUUGAACUUGUCAGGGAACAAUUUCACUGGUCAAAUUCCUGAAAGCGUCUCAGAAUUGAAACAGUUGCUGUCUCUUGAUCUCUCAAGCAAUAAGCUCUCAGGUCCAAUUCCUCCCAGCAUAUCUUCAUUGUCCUUUUUGGGAUACCUGAACUUAUCAAACAAUAAUUUAUCUGGCGAAAUCCCUUACAAAGGGCAGAUAACAACUUUCGAUGCACCAUCUUUUGCUGGAAAUCCUGCUCUAUGUGGAGCUCCACUUGAUGUCAACUGUAUAGUCACCAACUCGGAUAACAAAACGAGGAGACCUAAUAAGAAUGACGGUAACAAUGGCUUCAUUGACAAGUGGUUUUAUUUGAGCAUUGGAUUGGGAUUUGCCGCAGGUAUCUUAGUACCUUUUCUUGUUUUGGCAAUCAGAGGAUCUUGGAGUCAUGCCUACUUCUUGCUUGUGGACAAAACCGUUGAAAAGAUAUUAUAUUUGGCAGGAAAAGAUGCUAUGCAUUGCAGGAACCAUCGCCGUUUCAGGGUUUAGUUUCUUUAAACUCUUCAUUAUUGAAAAUCAAGAAGGGAAAAAAAAAUCUUUGUUAUGUGUUGGUAUUAUUUUUGUUCAGUAGUGAAAUUUGUGUUC
Messenger RNA from Hevea brasiliensis (rubber tree), 3330 nucleotides. Its product is annotated as receptor-like protein EIX2. The record is from RefSeq and is a predicted model, not a curated record. The transcript has a single exon. Gene Ontology annotation, cellular component: plasma membrane. Lineage: Eukaryota; Viridiplantae; Streptophyta; Magnoliopsida; Malpighiales; Euphorbiaceae. Bases 58 to 3234 code for a protein of 1058 amino acids. Gene Ontology annotation, molecular function: protein binding.